This is a messenger RNA of Saccharomyces paradoxus, 2589 nucleotides long. RefSeq lists its product as uncharacterized. The transcript has a single exon. Gene Ontology annotation, biological process: macroautophagy. NCBI's taxonomy places the organism in Eukaryota, Fungi, Ascomycota, Saccharomycetes, Saccharomycetales, Saccharomycetaceae. Gene Ontology annotation, cellular component: fungal-type vacuole membrane. The record is from RefSeq and is a predicted model, not a curated record. Bases 1 to 2589 code for a protein of 862 amino acids.
AUGACCGUGACCAUUCAAACAAUUAAAUAUAUUUUUUGGGUACUGCCGAUAUUAGGGCUUAUACAAGCACUUCUACAAAACCCGGGGGACGAUUUUCCAUUUAGCACAGUAAUAGAUAUCCUCUCAGAAAAUGUUGAAUUCUCAACUUUUUUAAGAAUUAUCCAGAAAACUGGCCACGUACAAUACUUAAAUGAGCUGCAGAACUUUACACUUUUUGCUCCGAUCAAUUCGGCAUUUGUUGAAGGGAACCAAACCGCACGACAGUUUGAGGAGCAUUUCCAUAUUGAAGAUUUCCUUAUUCAUGAUAGGGUGUUGCAAGUGAGAGAGCUUGAAAAUGGUACCUACCUAGAAAAGAGAGCUGCACAGGCACCUUUAUUGUUGAGGAAGUACAAGCACCGUUGCUGGGUCAAUGAGGUCGCUGUAGUCGAACCCGAUUUACAGCCCAGUUUCCAGAAUGCUUCAGUACAAGGGAUCAAUAAUCUCUUACUAAUCCAACCCAAGAUAAAUGAGCUACUAGUACAGCUAGACAAAGAGACUCAAGACUUAAAGAUAUUUAGUGAUUUUAUCAACAGUUUUUCAAACUAUAAUGCGUAUACAGAUUCAUCUACGGUUUUAGUGCCCUUAGAUGUUAAUUUUCGAAAAUUUUUCAAUACAAUCGAAAUCAACUAUCUAACUGACAGAUAUAAAAAGAUGGGAAAAUCCAAUACGAUAUCUCAGGGCAAGUGGGCCACCGAUAGAUCCUCUUUUCUUCAAGAACUCAUUAUUGAUGAUGUAUAUGGUGGUAUUCUACCCAAGGAGCUAGCUUUGGAAAAUAAAAACGGUCGGAAGCUCCUAAUCAAAAGUAAUUCUGAAGGUACAUCAGUAAGUGUAAAUAAUUCAAACUACUCAAGUAUAUCAAACAGAAUUUUUGAAAUAGGCGUUGUCCAUGGCUUUUCUGACUUAAACUUUUUACGAAAGCAUAUACAAUUUGAUGCUGAAAAGUACCUGCACGGUUUAAACUGCUCAGAAUUUGUAAAGGAGUUAUAUUUCAGAGACAUUGAAAAAUUCAUCCAAAACGGGAAGAAUAUCACCAUAUUUGUACCACAAGCCUCUUUUAAUGAGGAUCGCGGGUACACAAAACCAUCACUUCUGUACCAUUUUGCUGAAGAUAAAAUUGACCUUGAGGAGGACUUUUCCUUAUUCCAUAAUAUUCAAUACGUACCUACCCAAAUUUAUGACUCCGCCUUCUGCUCUUCAGCUAAAAGACUAGGUGGACAUUGCCAAAAAUUUAAAAUCACGAGGUCUAAUAAAGGUUAUUACAUUAAUGGUCGCUUCAAAAUUUUAAAUACAAAACCUUAUGAGAUUGGUGAUACGUACAUAUAUUCCAUUGACGAUGAUCUUCAAUUACCAGGCGAUCUAGUGUUGUCGUUACCACCGCAAAACCACUGUUCUAUUUCGCUAACGCUUUUGAAGGACCUUGAUAUUUUGGAUUUACCGCCAAAUCAUAAGGGAUACACGAUACUCCUUCCAUGUAUGAAUUCAUGGGACAAUAACGACCUGACUAUAGACUACUUGAGAUCAAACAAAACCGCCCUAAACUUAUUCAUGAGGAAUCUAAUUUUCGAAGACCUUAUUUAUUCCAACAACUAUAAUAUUUCGACUACUGUCAAGAAUUUAUACGGAAACUCUGUAUCUAUCGGCGUAGAAGAAGUUGUGGGAAGCCAAAACCUAACAAAAAUCUCGGUGAGUAAUAUUAAGGAGAGUAUUAUUGUUGAAGAGAGUUCCGAUAUAUUUUUCAACCAGGGGGUUGUUCAUCCUAUAAACCAAUUGGAUUUUCCAGUCGAUUUAGAAAUAUCUUUGAAAGAGCUUAUAGAAACUACUGGGACGAAAGAAAUAAUUGAGUUUUUUAACCUGUUUGAUGACCUCUCUUCAAUCAUUCGGAACAACGAGGAAUACUCACUUUUAGUUCCAACGGCCUCCUCUAUUCCCUUGAGUGGCAUUUCGGCGAACUCGACAAACUUGAGGAAAUUUCUCGAACUUCAUUUGUUUCCUGCUAGUGAAGCACAAAACCUGCUAGACUGCAAUGGCACCAUUAAUACCAAAUUAGGUACCCAACUAAACUGUAGGAAAGAUCACCUGGACAACAUUUUUGUUAGCAUACAGGGCGACUGGACCAAGGAAGUUAGAGUUCUUAAAACGGGAUGUACUACUAAUUUGAAAAGUUCAUGCAUAUUUCUGAUCGACAAACCCAUAUCUUUAUCUUGGUUAAACAACGAGAAAUACCAUUUGCACUUACCAGGGAUUGCGGUUGGAUUUGGAAUAAUAAUUGGUGUCACCAUAGCUAUUUCCUUAUUGUUUUGUAUAAUAAUCACCAGAGGCGGAAAAGUAAAACACAGCGGUCAAGGAGGGAGAGUUGAUCAGGCAACAACACCACUAAUCCAACACUCCCCUAUAAUUCAUAACCCUUCUUAUUCUGCAACCGCGCAUUUAUCACCACUUUCUCAGCCCACUUUUGAAGGAUCAUACUCUGGGAAUGCUAUACAAAGACCUAGAGAUAUACGAAGGCCAGGAUCAGAACAAAGCGGCGGUCGUAGCGUUAGUACCUCAUAA